AUUUUUGAAAAGUCCAAUUGCCCCUCCACAGUAAAUACUCCUGUUCUCCCCAGUACACCGCCCCGCUAUUGUGUCAACAAUCUCUUAAAGCUCUUUAUCUUCUCAAUUGUACUUGAAUAUAUUCAAGGUCCAGCUGGCUGUUGCGGACAGGACCUAGAAACUCAUCCACAGUAUAUACCACCGACCGAAUUGAACCGUCAACAUGGUCGGAGUAGGCCCGAAGCGCAAGCCUUCCCGCAAGGGAUCUAUGGCCGAUGUGCCUAAGACCUUGCUGGAGGAAAUCCAAAACCUCGAGGACAUUUUCACCGUGGACGCCGACAGACUUAAGCUGGUCACCGAGCAUUUCGUCUCCGAGCUGAAGGCUGGCCUGGAAAAAGAAGGACAAAACAUUCCAAUGAAUCCUACAUGGUGCAUGGCCUUCCCGGACGGCAAUGAGGAGGGUACUUUUCUCGCCCUGGACAUGGGUGGCACAAACCUGCGAGUCUGCGAGAUUACACUCACAGAAGAGAAGGGAGAAUUCGACAUCAUCCAGAGUAAAUACCGCAUGCCGGAAGAGCUCAAGACUGGGACCGCAGAGGAGUUGUGGGAGUACAUCGCGGACUGUCUGCAACAGUUCAUCGAGUACCACCACGAAGACGCGGACUUGACUGCUCUUCCACUUGGUUUUACAUUCUCAUACCCUGCCACACAAGACUUUAUCGAUCACGGUGUGCUCCAGAGAUGGACGAAGGGAUUCGACAUUUCCGGAGUCGAAGGCAGUGAUGUUGUUCCACAAUUCCAAGCAGCUUUGGAUGCCAGGGGUCUCCCAGUCAAACUCGCUGCUCUCAUAAACGAUACCACCGGUACUCUUAUCGCAUCCGCAUACACGGAUCAGAGUAUGCGGGUAGGAUGUAUCUUCGGCACAGGCUGCAACGCCGCAUACAUGGAGAACUGCGGCUCGAUACCCAAACUCAAGCACCUCAAUCUCCCUCCCGACACGCCCAUGGCCAUCAACUGCGAGUACGGCGCCUUCGACAACGAACACAAAGUCCUGCCCAUUACGAAAUAUGACACCAUCAUCGAUGAAACCUCACCGAGACCAGGCCAGCAAGCCUUCGAGAAAAUGGUCGCAGGUUUAUAUCUCGGCGAGAUCUUUCGAUUGGUCCUCGUGGAUCUACACGAGAACAAGAAUCUACUGUUCGAAGGCCAGGACAUUUCGAAACUGAAGAAGCCGUAUAUCCUAGACGCUUCGUUCCUGGCACAUAUCGAGGAAGAUCCCUUUGAGAACUUGCAAGAGACUCAAGACAAGUUCGAGGACGAGCUGAAACUCAAUGUGACAAAGCCCGAACUCGAACUCUGUCGACGACUCGCCGAGUUGAUCGGCACACGCGCUGCACGUUUAUCAGCAUGUGGUGUCGCUGCCAUCUGUAAGAAGAAGGGCAUCGAGACGUGCCAUGUCGGCGCCGAUGGAUCCGUGUUUACCAAAUACCCACACUUCAAGGCUCGAGGGGCGGUAGCCCUGCGAGAGAUCCUGGACUGGCCGAAGGGCAAGAAAGAUCCUAUCGUCAUGCUGCCGUCCGAAGAUGGAAGUGGUGUGGGCGCGGCUUUGAUCGCCGCUCUGACACUGAAGAGAAUCAAGGAGGGGAACACCGCGGGUGUGCGAGACGUGAGCAAAUAUGACAUAUGGAUGAAAUAGACAUUGUUUGCAGAGUUUGAUAGAUCAGGUCAUCAGGUUGGAUAUAUUUCGCCGGGAAUUGGUGCUAUGUGUACGGUCCAGCUACUCGCUGAUCUCCCAUAGUUUGAUCUUUCCUUGAUCGUUACCAAUGGCGAGAUAACUUCCAUCUGGAGACAAAGCGACAGCACUGAUUCUUCCGAGUGGUGUCUUUUCCGUCGGCCAAUUCCUGUA
Exophiala viscosa is the source of this 1885-nucleotide messenger RNA. RefSeq names its product hexokinase. Gene Ontology annotation, biological process: glucose metabolic process; mannose metabolic process; glucose 6-phosphate metabolic process. The transcript is spliced from 3 exons. Gene Ontology annotation, cellular component: mitochondrion; cytosol. Gene Ontology annotation, molecular function: ATP binding; D-glucose binding; mannokinase activity. The record is from RefSeq and is a predicted model, not a curated record. NCBI's taxonomy places the organism in Eukaryota, Fungi, Ascomycota, Eurotiomycetes, Chaetothyriales, Herpotrichiellaceae. Bases 203 to 1675 code for a protein of 490 amino acids.